GCAAUUCGUUCAACAGACAAUGAUGCUAUGGGAUCAAGACUAUCUGCGAUCAUGCAGAGAUACAUCCCUGGAGAUCCUUUCACGCCAAUGUUGGCUUCCAAUGAAGCAUCAACUUCGGCAACAAUCUCAAGACGAUCUCCGAUAAUCAAUAUUGGCACAUACUUACGUAGUAGGGCUAUCGAUCGUUUGGUUCACAACUUUCUCGUUCAAUCGAAUUCACCAAAACAGAUUCUUAGCUUGGGAGCAGGUAGUGAUUCACGCUUUUGGCGGUUAGAGUCUGAUCCUGCGAUCACAACACUAAGCCAUUAUGUCGAGCUGGAUUUUCCACAUCUCACAACAGCCAAAGUAGGAAGGAUACGCAGAAGACAAGAACUAGCGGCAGGUAUCGGAAAAGAUCUGUGGAUAUCUGAAGAUCAGUCUUGUUUCCAGACAGAACGAUAUUCUUUGAUCGCUUGUGAUUUACGCACACUGCCCGAAGAUCAAAACGCAACCUCUAUCCUAAAGAAGCAUUUGGAUUCAAGUAAAGAAACGUUGAUCAUUGCAGAAUGUGUCUUGGCAUAUCUUUCGCCAGGAGAAUCAAAUGCAUUGCUGUCGUUCUUGGGCAAAUUGCUUUCACAACCUUCUGCGUUGUGCUAUGAAAUGUGUGUGGCUGGUGAUGAUGCCAUAAUCCGCGAUGCACCACCUUCGAGAUUUGGAAGUGUGAUGUUGUCGAAUUUGCAAAGUAGAUCGUUGGAUAUGCCGGGUGCCAGAGCAUUUUCUACUUUAUCAUCACACAAAGAUCGAUUUCAAAUCGGACUUGGUCAAUCGGAUUUGCACGGAAAUGGCAAGGGUGUCGUAAGAACCUUGAAAAAUGUCUGGCAAGGAAUUGAAGAAGAGGAAAAACAAAGAUUAUCCAGAUUGGAAGGAUUGGACGAAGUGGAAGAAUUGGAGAUUUUGCUGGCACAUUAUGCAAUCAGCUGG
This is a messenger RNA of Meira miltonrushii, 960 nucleotides long. Its product is annotated as S-adenosyl-L-methionine-dependent methyltransferase. Gene Ontology annotation, biological process: C-terminal protein methylation. NCBI's taxonomy places the organism in Eukaryota, Fungi, Basidiomycota, Exobasidiomycetes, Exobasidiales, Brachybasidiaceae. Gene Ontology annotation, molecular function: protein C-terminal leucine carboxyl O-methyltransferase activity. The transcript has a single exon. The record is from RefSeq and is a predicted model, not a curated record. The annotation marks the transcript as partial.